Messenger RNA from Penaeus indicus, 2134 nucleotides. Its product is annotated as facilitated trehalose transporter Tret1-like. Gene Ontology annotation, molecular function: transmembrane transporter activity. The transcript is spliced from 3 exons. The coding region runs from base 16 to 1509 and encodes 497 amino acids. Gene Ontology annotation, cellular component: membrane. Gene Ontology annotation, biological process: transmembrane transport. Lineage: Eukaryota; Metazoa; Arthropoda; Malacostraca; Decapoda; Penaeidae. The record is from RefSeq and is a predicted model, not a curated record.
UUGCGUUGGUGCAGUAUGGUGUGCGAGAUAGAGCAAGAAACCGGCUCCUUGGUUGUAGAGAAACAAAAAUCGGAAACCGAGAAUCGAGAGACGGAAUGCGAGAGUCAGCAGUCCUGUUCUGAUAAAGCGGCCAUCUUACCACAGGUGGCGGGAACGGCGGCGGGGGCAUUGGCUCAGCUGGGCGUCGGAAUCAUCGGGGGAUUUUCGGGCGUGAUGUUGCCCCAGCUCACCGACGUCGAGUCUGGGGAUAUUUACCUGGACGAGCACCAGGUGGCUCUUUUCAGCAGCCUCGUGUUCCUCGGGUCGGCCGUCGGGUGCCUGGUGUGGACGCUGCCGAUGGCGUGGAUGGGCCAGCGGUGGUCCAUGCUCGUCCACCUGCCCGUGUUCCUUGCGGCCUGGCUCACCCUCGCCUUCGCCUCCUCCGUGUGGCUCCUGCAGACGUCCCGCUUCCUGCUGGGCGUGAGUGGCGGCGUGAUCGAGGCUGCCUCCUACAGCUACGUGACGGAGUUGGCGCACAGCAGGGUCAGGGGAAAGCUGGUGGGCACGGCUGACACGGUGAGGCAGCUGGGCGUGCUGCUGGUGUAUUCCCUGGGCAGCACCGGCCUCAGCUGGAGGACGACGGCGCUCAUCUGCGGCUGCGUGACGACGAUCCCGGUGGGCGUCGGCCUCCUGCUGCUGCCGAACUCGCCCCGCUGGCUAGCCACCCGCGGGCGCGUGGACGAGUGCAGGGAGAGUCUGGCGUUUUUCCGAGGCGCUCGGUACGACUGCAGUUCCGAGAUGGAGGCCGUCGUCAGUCAGACGAAGGACGAAGACGGCGGCGGCGGCAGGAUGCUGCAGCAGAUCCGGCGCAUGAGGGAGCCGCAGACGCUGAAGAUCUUCGGCCUCCUCGCGUUCCUGAUGUUCUCCGUCCAGUUCACGGGGAACAUCGUGGUCCUCUCGUACGUGGUCCCGAUCUUCAACGCGGCCAAAGUCAACAUCAGCUCCUACAUGAGCGCCAUCGUGGUCGCCAUCGUGAGAAUCGUGGCCACAGUCUUCUCUCUCUCAGUCGUCGACCGGCUGGGGCGGCGGCCGGCGCUGGUCACGGCCUUCCUGCUGUGCUCCGGCUCCCUCUUCCUGCUCGGAACCUUCUUCUUCCUGCAGAAGGGAGGCGUGAGCAUGGAAAACGUCGGCUGGUUCCCCGUCCUGACGAUGAUGGUGUAUACCUUCGUGACGUGCGUGGGACACCCCGUCCUGAACCUCGUACGCGGGGAGCUCCUACCGACGGCGGUCCGGAACGCUGCCAAUUCCCUCCUCUUCUUCAUCUUCUUCUGCGGGAUGUUCGUUGCCUCUCACUCCUACCCUGCGACGGUAUCGGCCCUGGGGGAGGAGGGGGCUUUCUGGGUGUACGGUGGCGUGUGUCUCAUCAUCGUGGCUGCCGUGGCGUUCUUCAUCCCGGAGACUCGAGGCAAAGUCCUGGAGAACAUUGCUGAACAAGAACAAGAUGCAGGCGUCUCCAAAACCCAACUUUGAAGGACCAGUUGAUAAGGAGAUGAAGAACAGAUAAUCUAUUCUAUGAUAAGAGUGAGAGAAAGACCUUCUAUAUUAAGAUGAGAGUGAGAGAAAGAUCAGACAAUCUAUACUUAGAUGAGAGCGUGUGAGAGAAAGAUGCAUAACUAUUUAAUAAUUUGAAAUAAUAACUAUUUAUAAUCAUUCCAUGUUUCAUACGACGGCGAACUUAUUCACGUUGCCCUUUCAUAUGUAUUGUUAGAAGAGAUGAAGUGUUUUGUGUUUUUCAGAUGCAAUAUUUUAUCCCAAUGAUAUAAGUUUGUGCAAUGCUAUUGUACAUGUGUUAUGUUUGUGACAAAUUAUGUGGGAACCAAACCAGUAAAAGGCAAUAAAUAAGAUUUCACCUUUUUAAGACUUUGAAAAAUAUAAUAAGGAUGGUUUUUAUACACAAAGCAGGAUUGUAAACAAUGAUAUGCAUAUUUUGCUAGUCAUUAUACUUAAUACACUUAUUAAACGAACGUAACUUACACAUGUAUAUAUUAUGAAGGUGAUGUAGACAAAUAGGCGAUAUAUUUGACAAAUUUACAGAUUAAUUCAUACAAAGUGAACAGUUUAUUUCUUAGAAUUAUUUUGUGAAUGUAUGAACCAA